GCCCCUGCAGUGCAGCGCAUGUUAGGCACGAUCGCACGUUCGGCUUCGAAGUGCGCCGUCGCCAAGCUCGACUUUUUUCUUUGCGCCAUUUACUAACCACCCACCUCGUUUGUUGCAGGUAGUCAGCAUGCUGCUGCACUUGUUGGCGCUGCUGGCGGCGCUCAACGCCGUGCUCGCGGACAAGGGCCUCGGGGGGCUGGGCGGCCUCGGAGGCCCCCACCCCGGGCCGCAUCCGGGCCUCAGCCCCGCCGGUGGCGUGGGCUCGGCGUCGGCCGCCCUGGGCCGCUGCGAGGAGAUCACCAUCCCCAUGUGCCGCGGCAUCGGCUACAACCUGACGUCCAUGCCCAAUGAGCUGAACCACGACACGCAGGACGAGGCUGGCCUCGAGGUGCACCAGUUCUGGCCGCUGGUGGAGAUCAAGUGCUCGGAGGACCUCAAGUUCUUCCUGUGCUCGCUGUACGCGCCCAUCUGCAUCCCGGACUACCCGCAGCCGCUGCCCGCGUGCCGCUCGGUGUGCGAGCGCGCCAAGGACGGCUGCCAGCCGCUCAUGCAGCAGUACGGCUUCCAGUGGCCCGAGCGCAUGAACUGCGACAAGCUGCCCGUGCACGGCGACCACGACAACCUGUGCAUGCAGCCGGACAACCAGCCCGGGCCGGAGAUGGGCGGUAUGCCCGGGCACGGGCCGGGCGGCGGCGGCAGGCACCCGGGCCCCACCAAGAGGCCGCCCUCGGGCAGCCUGUUCCCCACGGCUACGCCCAAGUGCAAGCCCGGCAAGAACGGCAAGGGUUGCGACCGAGGAGGCGCGAGCCAUGCGCCCACCGGACGGGAACGAGAAUGCCCCUGCAGGUGUAGACACCCGCUUGUACCUCUGGAGCGAAACUCGACGUGGUACAACCGCAACAUCAGCGUGGCCGAGGUGGAGAACUGCGCCUUCCCGUGCCGGGGCGUUUUCUUCUCGCAGGAGGAGAAGGACUUCGCCGAGGUUUGGAUCUCGCUGUGGUCCGGUCUGUGCGCACUGUCCACGUUCAUGACCAUCACGACGUUCCUCAUCGACCGGCAGCGCUUCAAGUACCCCGAAAGGCCCAUUGUCUUCUUAUCUGGCUGCUACCUCAUGGUGAGCGUGGGCUACUUGAUCCGCGUGGGACUUGGCCACGACGAGGUGGCGUGCGAAGGCGGCAUGAUCCGGUACAGCGCGCACGCGCACGGCCCUCACGCCCACAGCCAGGGCCAGGGCCCCGUGGCGUGCACCAUCGUCUUCCUGCUCGUGUACUACUUCGGCAUGGCCUCCUCCAUCUGGUGGGUGGUGCUGACGCUGACGUGGUUCCUGGCCGCGGGUCUCAAGUGGGGCAACGAGGCCAUCGCCGGCUACUCGCAGUACUUCCACUUGGCGGCCUGGCUGGUGCCGACGGUCCAGACGGUGGCUGUGCUCGUGAUGGCCGCGGUCGACGGGGACCCCGUCGCCGGCAUCUGCUACGUGGGCAACCAGAACGCCGACAACCUGCGCGUGUUCGUGCUGCUGCCGCUGCUGCUCUACCUGCUGCUCGGGCUGUCCUUCUUGGUCGGCGGCUUCGUGUCGCUCUUCCGCAUCAGAAGCGUCAUCAAGCAGCAGGGCGGCAUGGGCGGCCGCAGCAAGGCCUACAAGCUGGAGAAGCUCAUGAUCCGCAUCGGCAUCUUCAGCGUGCUGUACGCCGUGCCCGCCACCAUCGUCAUCGGCUGCCACCUGUACGAGAGCUCGCUCUUCGGGGACUGGAUGAAGCCGCUCACGUGCCAGUGCGGCGCGACCCCGGCCACGCCACAGCGUCCGCUGUACUCGGUGCUCAUGCUCAAGUACUUCAUGGCGCUGGCGGUGGGCAUCACCUCGGGCGUCUGGAUCUGGUCCGGCAAGACUCUGGACUCGUGGCGUCGCCUAUGGGCGCGGUUGUGCGGGCGGCGGCCGCUCGGCGGCCCCGGGGGCGGCGCGGGCUGCGGGGGCAGCGUGCUGAUCGCCAAGCCUCACCACCCGCACUCGCACCCCCAUCUGCUGCCCAUGCCGCUGCCGCCGCACUCCACGGGCGUGGGCUCCUCGCUGCUGAGCGCGCCCAGCCUGCACGUCAACCCCCACGGCAGCCACGGGAUGGGCCUCGGAGGCCUCGGCCACGGCGCCCCCAGCGUGCAGAGCUCGCUGUACCUCAAGCAGCAGCCGCUGAGCCACGUAUGACAGAGGCAAAGCCCCGAGGGGCCCGAGACCGACGAGGUCGACGACGAGCCUGACCAGGUUCGCCACGCUCCAGCCGGUGGCCAGGGCCACCUCCGGGGACCUCUCAGCAACUACGGGCCCAUCUAAGUGCGACGCGGCGCAGUGCAGUGCUGUGUGACGCUCGAAGUGUAAACGUGUUGGUGCUAGUCAAUUGACGAUGUGGACGCAGAGGGUGGGCAGUGCGGGGAACUGAGGAUGAUCCAUAGAAGUAUAGGAUAGGGCUGGGGACUUGAGACGGUCGCGUCUUCCCACGUACUCACUUUCGGUACUCGUGGAAGAUCGACAAACUGACAAAGGUCUCCGUCCAUAUUACGUCCAACUUAUUUUAAAACUUACUUCAGUUCCUCUCACUGUCGCCGAGAGUCAACCUUAAGUUUGUAUGUGUGUGUCUUUGUUUAAAUGCGUGAGUGAGUGAGUGUGUGAAAUUAUGAGUGGAUACGGUGGUCGUGGGUCGAAAAUAGCAAUUGUGCCAUUGUCCUCUUUACUGCCAAAGCAUUAGCGGUGGCUGUGUUUCAGAUUUGCCAUCCUGUUCUAGGUCAAACAUAUUCUGCGAAAUAUGAAAGUUUACUUCAUUCUUGUACUAUUAUUUUUCAAACGUCAUGAAAUGGCAUAGACUGUGCUAAACAAUGUACUGAUUAAAGUUUAGCCUUAAUCAUAGUCGUCAUAGUCACCCACUGUUUGUGAUGACUUGAUCCACAACAUAUGUACAAAUGUAACUUCAUGAAAUCAUUUUAGUUCUAGUUUUACUAACUAUUGUACAAAUUCUAGUAAUGAAAUCAAUGUCAAAUACAACCUAAAGAACAACAAGUAAAUCACUUGUAGUUAUGAUCAAUUGAUUUUUUUUUCUUUAUAGCCCUUUUGUUUUUGUUUUUGUUUCAAAGAGUGUAUUUUGUACAUAUAUAGAAAAUAUCUAUACAGAGGAAUUUACUCCAAUUUACUUCCCCCUUUUGUUUUUACUGUUCGGCACAAUUUCUUGUUUCCUCAAAAAGCAGAAGGAACUUCGAUCUCCAAUACUUGUUGACGAGUUUUUUCUGACCAUUUUAUUAUGACCAUUCCCUAUCUAUAUGAUCCAGAGGUUUAGUUUUCUGUGUUUCUUUGUGCAGAAUUUGUUAAAAGAAAUGUUGAACUAUUUCUAGUAGAAUACCAUCUAGCUCCUAGAUUUGCAAAUGGUCUUACUCCUAGAUGUGCUUCCUUGUGAUUUAAAAAAAAUCCUAAUAACCCAAUAUUUGUAAAAUGUGUCAUUAGUCGUAUUAUUUUCAAUUUUCAACUGAUGAACUGAAUAUCUUUUAAAAUCAAUCGUUGUUUAUGAUUGGUUAAGUGAAGUAUUGCAUUUUUAUGUCUAGCCAUUUGUUCAACUCAUGUAGAAAUGUUUAUCUCUACACUUACUGACAAUUCUUCAUCCUGGUGUGGUAUGAUCUAAUUUUACCUCACAUCUUUCAUUAUCACUUGACUAUAGUUAAAUGUUAACCUAAACUGCCAUCUGUUCUGAUACAUAUUUUCUUGAACUCUGGAUUUUUAAUUGGAUUGUUUCGAAAGAGAGGUGUAAUGAACUAAUGCCUAUCAUACGUAAUUUUGAGGAUAUGGUGGUUUAAAUCUUAGAUUUAUUCCCUGUAAAAGUUGAGUUUUAUGCUAAAUUCAUAGUAUUAAACUGGUUAGUUUUAAACUCUUCCCUCUUUUCUGCCGUCUCACUAGAAUCAUACUUCUAGUCUCUCAUGAAUAAGAUCUGUGACCAUAGAGGUACAUAAUAAAAAGAGUGCAUAGGAUUUUCAGAUUUCUUGGUACACUGGAUGUUUAAUCAAUUGUAGAAAGCAGUAUUCAUUCUAGGGACAUCCUGUUUUGAUAUACGUACUUAUGUAUAAAACCUCAAGUUCAUGCAUUUACAUGUUUUCAUAGCAAGCAAUUGAGCUGUUGCAAAAAUCCUUUUAGUAUGUUUCACUUUGCUUGUUCCUUUUCUAUUUGUAUGUUCACAUUCCUUAGCUUUUAACUGCAGUGUCUUAACAACAAUCUCUAAAACUGCUAUUCAACUUGUUGCUUGAAAUGCUUUCAAUAGUCUGUGAUGUAUUAAGCAUGAACUAUUUAUUUUGUGAUAUUGAUUCUCUUUGAUUGUGCCAUUUCCUUUUUCCUGCUUGAAGAACAUAUCAACAUAGUCUUGUUGCUGGGUUGUUGAAUCAUUUUUUUUUUCUCAACUGCCCACUUCACUUCUUGUAUCUUCUCUUUUUUGGUGUACCACUGCAAUUUUUUUUUAUUUUUUUUGCCAGUAAUCCCAUCACUUGCCGACCAACUGUAUACGACUAGCUAAGCUGUACAGGAUUGUUCUGUUUGUUAUUUAUAAUGUUACUAUUGAAUCUUUCUGUUCAGGUAAUUUCUAGUAGCAACCCUUACUAAAUAAACAAAAAGCCUGAUUAUUAACAAAGCA
Frankliniella occidentalis (western flower thrips) is the source of this 4652-nucleotide messenger RNA. Its product is annotated as frizzled-5-like. The coding region runs from base 128 to 2197 and encodes 689 amino acids. Lineage: Eukaryota; Metazoa; Arthropoda; Insecta; Thysanoptera; Thripidae. The record is from RefSeq and is a predicted model, not a curated record. Gene Ontology annotation, cellular component: plasma membrane. Gene Ontology annotation, molecular function: Wnt receptor activity; Wnt-protein binding. The transcript has 4 exons. Gene Ontology annotation, biological process: non-canonical Wnt signaling pathway; canonical Wnt signaling pathway.